Messenger RNA from Gasterosteus aculeatus aculeatus (three-spined stickleback), 1450 nucleotides. RefSeq names its product hydroxysteroid (20-beta) dehydrogenase 2 (gene hsd20b2). The record is from RefSeq and is a predicted model, not a curated record. NCBI's taxonomy places the organism in Eukaryota, Metazoa, Chordata, Actinopteri, Perciformes, Gasterosteidae. Gene Ontology annotation, molecular function: oxidoreductase activity. Gene Ontology annotation, cellular component: endoplasmic reticulum.
ACAGCAGCAUGCAGUGAUGGGUGGAGCAGGACGGGAGGAGUGCGAGGGAAACGUUCUCACAUCCUCUAACAUUUAUCCAACAUUGUUUCUGAAGGGAAUCCUGUUCAGUCAAGAGCUCUGAGUCACAAUGUCAUUCACUGACAAGCUGGCCGUCAUCGGGGGAUUUACUGUGGUCUUCCAGCUGCUGAGACUGGCCUGGAGGUGUUGGUGUGGAUUUAGACAAUUUGUUUUGUCAGAGCUUUGGCAUGUGGAUUUAAAGACCUAUGGGCAAUGGGCAGUUGUCACUGGUGCCACAUCUGGCAUCGGCAAAGCUUAUGCCCGUGAGCUGGCACAAAGGGGCCUGGAUGUGAUUUUGGUAAGCAGAUGUGACGAUAAACUUCGAAUGAUUGCCAAAGAAAUAGAGGAACAGUACGGACAAAAGACUCGCACCAUCCAAGUGGACUUCACAGACAGCCAAAGAAUCUACCCUGCUAUAGCUAAACAACUAGAGGGACUGGAGAUCGGGAUUCUGGUUAACAAUGUAGGGAUGACCUACUCUGAUCAUUUUGCCUAUUUCCUGGAAAUACCAGAUGCUGAGCAGAAAAUAACUCAGAUUAUCAACUGUAACAUGCUGUCAGUCCCUCAGAUGACCCGACUGGUUCUUCCAGGCAUGGUUGAAAGGUAUCAUCACAAACAUCCAGAUGUUACCGGUUCAUAUGAAGUCAUGAGAAUAUAUGAUGAAUUUAUGGACAUUUGUCUUCUCAGAGGGAUAGGGCUGAUUGUCAACAUGUCCUCUGAAGUGGGCGUCCGUCCACAGCCUUUGUUGUCCCUUUAUUGUGCCACUAAGGUGCUUUCUCACUCGGACAUCACGUCAUUUAUGUGCCUCCAAACACACCCUGACCGCUUACCUGCAUAUUCACUGAAACAACUUCAUGACACUUGCUUUGUGACUUUCUUCUUUUCAGAGUUUUGUAACGUUCUUCUCUCAGUGUCUGCAUGCAGAGUACAAAUCAAAGGGAAUUAUUGUUCAGUGUGUGGCCCCCUUCAUGGUGUCCACCAACAUGACGAAACACAGGACAGUCAACUUCUUCGUGAGGAGCGCUUCCGGUUUCGCCCGCGAGGCCUUGAACACCGUUGGUCAAUCCAGCUACACCAGCGGCUGUCUGUCCCACGCGCUGCAGAACACGGCUCUUACAAUACUCCUGCCGGACUGGUUUCGUAUGUCGUCAUUCGUCGUGAGAAAGCUACGGGACUUUGCAGCAGCCAGCCGAGGAGACAGAAACGCGUGCGAGGAAAAGAAGCUCGGUGAAAAGAAGGAGUAGUCACGUGUCGUCGUAUCGACGUAAAUGUUCACUUUUACAGCUGAAAAUUGGCUUUAUAAUCCUCACCAAAAGUCCACUGCACGAAUUCCUCAAAAUGUGUGAGCUACUGUUCUGUGGUUACUGUAAUAAAUAAACUUCACUAAAAUGUU